Molecule: messenger RNA, 768 nt
Organism: Exophiala xenobiotica
Lineage: Eukaryota; Fungi; Ascomycota; Eurotiomycetes; Chaetothyriales; Herpotrichiellaceae
Exons: 3
Coding region: 1-768 (255 amino acids)
Source: RefSeq, a predicted model, not a curated record
AUGGCACGUUUGGGGGUGGCCCUACACUUGGCUUUGACCAUCUAUAAAAGCAUCAUCACCAUGGUUGCCAUCAAGUUCCUCGCCAGCUGCUUCACUUUGGCAAUUUACGGUGCCCACGCCUGUUCACUUGAAGCCCGUCAAGACAGCUCCGACUUCUUGCACCUCGGCAACGAUGGCCCCGCAGACCAAGAGACCGUUGGAUUCGCCAUCAACCACCUAUCCCUCAUCGUGAAGAACCUCACCGCCAGCAAACACUUCUAUGGCAAAGUACUCGGAAUGCGCCACAUCUUCACGGCAGACUUGACCCCGUUCUACAGCGUCGCCUACAUGGGCCAUGCGCAGGGCGGGCGGAACGGCAGCGGGUACCAAACAGGUGCAGAAAUGCUCCGGGACAAGAACAACGCCGCAGGCCUCCUUGAGUUCCAGUACUUUGCCAACUCCGAGGACAAAGGCCUGACGGCGACUACUCAGCGGCCUAACACUCUCAGUCACAUUGGACUUAUCGUGCCGAACCUUGAGAAGGCCCAGGCGCGGAUGAAAAAGUAUGGUGUCAAGAUCACCAAGGGCAUUGGCCAAAGUGCUGAGGGGAUCAAGUCGGUUGAGAAUGCGUAUGGUUUUGGGGAGUAUGCCACCAAGAACCAGACCAAGCGUGAUCUGCUCGUCAAAGGCCAGUCAUUGAUUGGGUUCGCUCAGUUUUUGACGGUGGAGGAUCCGGAUGGGAAUUUGAUCGAAAUUCAGCAAUUUGUGCCGCCGCCAGGUGUUGCGUGA